UCCCUGCUUAGACGCGGCUAGUUCAAGUUGCCGUAGCAAAGUAAAGCAGAUGAUUAUUCCGACAAACGCUUAGAGAAGACUUGGAGUCCACUCCCGUGUAAUUUGUGAAUGUCUGAGAGUCAGUGGUUUUUUCCAAACUAUGGACACGUCCUGCGAGUCGGACUCGUACGACUUGAUGCGGGGACCGAGGCCUCGGGGCCGGGACAGGACCAGAACCAGGACCAGAACCGGUGCCAGUCCAGGGGAAAUCAGCCAGAAGAUCAGCACCCUGGCCGACACCUUACAGGACACCAGUCGGAACCUGAAUAAAGUGGACCAAAUGCUGGGGCAGUACAGGGACCAAUCAAACGACCAGGCUGAAGCCAUGGCGCUGCUCAGGGAGAACUUAGAGGAGUCUAUCAGUCAGUUGCAGACAACGAGGUUGAGCAAAACUAAUGGAGUUCGCAGUUCCUCUGCCUCGACCCUGCAUACCAGUGAUUUGGAAGCAUUCUCAGAAUCAGAAGCGCAGCGCUUCUAUCCUACCUCUCCACUAAGGAACAACGCGGGCAGUCCAGGAAGGAGGAAGAGGAGGUCUCAGUCUGCCAACGUUCGCUUCAAGGAUGCCGGCCUGGCAGGAGAUGAUGUUCACGUGUUGCACCAGUCCCUGCGGGAUUUACACUGCGACCAACGGAGACUGUCUGAAGAGCUGGACAGAGAGAUCUUCAGGAGAAACAGGUCUGAUAUCGACACUCGGCGGGCGAUGGAGAGCCUCACAGAGCACAUAACAGCUUCCCAAAGACAGGGCUCAGUGUCUGCUCGUUUGGAGCGCCGUCUGCAGGAGCUGGAGAGAGAGACACACCCCGAUCAAAGGAAGGUGGAGAGAGACAAAAGGCCAGAGCAGCGGGCGGUUGUUUCUGAUGAGCCGCAGGAGACUUUAGGGAGGCGCCAAGUGCAAGCUCACGAGAGGGAGGAGGCUGUGACAGCCAGGCUGCUCACAGCAGAGAGGGACAAAUAUAAGGUGGAGCAGGAGCUCGACAGAGUCAGGAGGCUGCUGGAGCAGUCGGAGGACAGCAGGGAGUCUCUCAUUCAACAGGUGGGGGGCAUGCGUGAUGAACUGCUGAGGAAAAAGGAGGAGAGGACGGGACCUCAGAGGGCACGGAUGGAGACUGCCCAGCACAGUGCACAGCUGUAUGGAAACUACUCCGACCGCGAGGGGGGAAAAGAUCGCUCGGACUUGGAGAAAGAAUUGGCGGAGCUGCGAGCUCAGCUGUGCAAGGCUUCGGUACACAGUGAGGUCGAAGAACUGAAGAGGGCUCUGGACUGCAAGGAGAAGGAGAAACUCCAGCUUAGCUCAGAGCUGGCGGAAUUAUCAUCAGAUUUAGCGAGACGAGAGCACCAGCAGCUAAGAAUGUUGGACCAACUCAGAGAAAUACAGAGCCGAGGACAGACUGAGAAGAGAGAAAUGGAGGCGUUACUGCAGGAGAGCACAAAAAGUAGAGAUGAAUUGAAGAACAGAGCCCAAGAAGCUGUCCGUCAGUGGAGGGCAAAGUGCAAGAGACUGCAGAAGGAGCUGGAGGAGGUGAAGGCCAAGGCUCAGCUUCAUAACGACAAGGCUUCGCAGGCAGACAGGGAGAAGGAAAGCUCGCAGGCCCAGCUGAAGGCGCUGAGCCAGCAGGCCGAGGUGUCCCGCAGGGAGCUGGCUCAGGUCCUGGGCCGUUCGGCCCAGCGCGAGGAAGAGCUGCACCGCAAGGACGUGGAGCUGUCGGAGGCUCAGCAGCGCCUGCUGUCCCUACAGCAGGAAAUCCGGGAGGUCAGGGAUGCCUCAGCCGGCCGGGAGCAGGAGAUUCAGCGCCAGGCCGCCGUCCAAGCGAGACUGAGAGAGGAGAAGGAUAGCCUGGAAGAACAAGCUGAUACCCGGCACCGCCGUCUUCAGAGGGACCAGGACAAACAGGCCGAGCUCCAGGCCGCCCUCAAGCAGAUGACCGCCGCACAGGCGCGGCUGUCCCAGCAGCUGGCCGAGGAGGAGGGGGCCCGGAUGGAGCUGCAGAGGGACAGCACAGACCUCAAGGCCAGAGUGACGGUGCUCCAGGAGGAGCGGGCUACGUUGGGCCAACAGCUGCAGCUGGAGAGGGAAGAGCAUCAGAAGGAACUGGACCACAUGAAGGCCACGCUGGAAGACGGCAUGAUGAAGAAAGAACGCAGUGUGCAGGACAUGCUGAAACUCUGCCGUCAGGAGCGCAACGACAUGCAGGUACAGCUCAGGGAGGUUAAGGCAGAUGCAGCAUCAGACAAGGAGCUGUGUGGGGCACUGCAGAUCAAGUUGGACAGGAUGAAGGAUAAGUGUGAUAAGCUGGCAGCACAGCUGAGCACACGAGACGAUGCGCAUUCACUUCUGCAGGGAAAAUACCAGCUUCUCACGCAGGAACUGGAGGACAGAGUCUUGACGGGUGGACAGAGACGUGCGUCUGAAUCUGAACUUGUAAGACUCGAGCAGAGGGUGCUGCAGAUGGAGACGGAGCAAGAAACUGUGCUGACGGCUCUGGGCGAAGAACUGGAUGCAGCCUGCCGUAGUCUGGCCAGGAAUGGAGAGGACAAACUACAGGCCAUCUCCCAGAGACCCGGAUUAGUGAAAGAUCCACACCGCUGGCUCGCUGAGACUAAGACUAAGCUCCGCUGGCUGUGUGAGGAGGUGCGGGAGCGCGACUCGAGGGAGCGGCGCCUGCGGAGGCAGCACCAACAGACCCGGGACCAGUUGAAAGCCCUCAGGCAGAGCCAGGACUCGGAACAGGCUGUUCUGCUGCAGCGCCUGGACCAGCAGGAGAAGAUGCUGCACUCCCUCGGCACCGACAGGAGAGAGCUGCUGGAGAGGAGUCGGAGGAAGGAGGAAGAAAUGAGGAACCUUCAGGACAGUCUGAUGGAUCUGGAAAUGAACACUAAAGUAGCGCUGGACCACUUGGAGUUGAUGCCAGAGAAAAAUCGUCUGAUGGACAACUUCAAAGAUUUGGAGGAAUCGCAGCAUCAGAAGGAGCUCCUAGAGAAGCGCUACACUAAAUACAAAGAGAUCGUCUGGGACCUGCAGCACCAGCUGGACGAGUCCAAACGCAGGAUCCAAGACUACAAAGAUGAGAAGUUGGAUGCGACUACGAGGAGCUUGAGACUGGCUGCUCUUUCUUCCUCCAUCAAAGGUCCAAACACACUGAAGUCCGGCUCUCUCUCGCCUCACGAACGCCUCACCACUUCGGACUUGGAUGACUCCAACGACAACCUGGACAGGCUGCUCAGACGUUAGCUUAACCCCAAACAGUUCUUCAGGAACCCCAACAUUUCUGCAGCGUUUCUUUGCUCUUGGUGCCGUUUCAGACCAAGCUGACUGUGGUAAGAGGUUUUUAACGCUCACGCUCCUCGAGCCUGGAGGAGGAGGCAGAGAGGUACAUAUUUAUGCGGGUUUGUGUAAACAAGGAUAUUUCUCAAAACGUAGAGGGGGAAAUAUCCGUUUUUGUAAAUACCCGGCUAUGUGUAAACGUGGCCUGAGACUCCAUAGCAAACAUUUCUAGCGAGGAUUUUGGUCCAAAGGAGGCUCAACUGUGAAGAGGUGUUAAUCUUAUUUAUAAGCAUCUAUACUGAAUGUCUUAAACCCUUUUUUAAGAAGAUUAACUGGUUUACUGUUACAUGUUUUAUUAUUUUACCUGCUCAAAGUUUUUUAAAUGGUGUUUAUUUAAAAUCAUCUGUGAUCAUGCCAAUGUGUCUGUGCUAAAUUUAUAUCAUCUCUUUAAUGAUUAUACACGAACAAACCGGUGCCUUUUGAAAGAGACUGCAGUUGUUUUUACUAAUCCUAUUGUCCUGUUUAUGUUUAUGUGUAUGUAAGUUGUGUUUUACUGUAUUUUUUUACUGUAUGUUUUUUAAUAUAAUGUCAAAUUCCUUUAUCUUUCAUGUCAUGCAGAAUAUAUAUCUGUAAAAAAGAAAAAAGCACAAAUGUUUAUUUUUAUGAAAUGCUCAGGA
Molecule: messenger RNA, 3978 nt
Organism: Cololabis saira (Pacific saury)
Lineage: Eukaryota; Metazoa; Chordata; Actinopteri; Beloniformes; Belonidae
Product: centrosomal protein of 128 kDa-like
Exons: 26
Coding region: 140-3268 (1042 amino acids)
Source: RefSeq, a predicted model, not a curated record